This is a messenger RNA of Phytophthora sojae, 666 nucleotides long. RefSeq lists its product as hypothetical. The transcript has 4 exons. The coding region runs from base 1 to 666 and encodes 221 amino acids. Gene Ontology annotation, biological process: chloride transmembrane transport. The record is from RefSeq and is a predicted model, not a curated record. Gene Ontology annotation, molecular function: chloride channel activity. Lineage: Eukaryota; Oomycota; Peronosporomycetes; Peronosporales; Peronosporaceae.
AUGGAGCAGGAGAACAGUCUCAUUGUCAAGACUGCGAUUAUCCAGUUUGUCAACAACUACGCCGUUCUCUGCUACCUGUUCGUCGGCAACAUUACCGAGGAUACCAUCCCGCGCUUGUUCAUGUACAUGAGUAAGUAUCGCCUACUCGGUCACUUGGACGACUACAAAAACUCUGACGCUGAGCGCGAGCUCUUCAUGGCCCAGUAUGGCUGGCAUGGCACGUUCGAUGACUACAUUGAGAUGGCGCUUCAGUUUGGCUUCACGACUACAAUGUUCGUCGUGGCCUUCCCCUUCACGCCUCUGCUAUCUACCGCCAGGAAUAUCAGCAAGUGUCUGUUCGACAUGCCCGACGACGACGUCAAUUGUCCGAUCGACGACGACUGCGACGACCCGGAGAACAUGCUCACGAUUGAUGACGAAGACGCUUCCGGCGGCUUUGGCUCCGACGUCGACAAGGAGGCAGGUGGAGGCGACGAAGACGCUCGUCGCCACGUGGACGAUAGAGUGGAGAAAACCGCGGAGCCCAACGCCUCGGGCCAGUUCCAGGCGGACGACGGUGCAUGGGACGGCUUUGAGACCGCAUACAACGUGUACCUGCAGCCCUCACCGGCCGCGCAGAGCGUCUCGUGGCUGAUCUGCGUAGCACGAACGCGAGGGUGCAUUUAG